UUGCUCCCAUCGACAUGGCUCACUUCCAGUUCCUCAGCGUUGCCUCCAGCCUGCUGCUCCUCCUGGCUCCCACUUGGGCGGGAUUAAUUGCCCAGCCGAGCAUCAGCUAUGUGGGCGAUGAGCACGCGGUGGCCCACACCCAGCAGAAUGUGGUGAGGAGCUUCGACGGCACCGUCUCCCACUAUGCCAAAUCGGUGGCCACGCCCUAUUCGCAGGUCCACAAGCAGGACACCCGGAUCAGCAACAAUGUCUACCAGCCGGCGGUGGCCAAGACCUUCAGCUAUGCCCCGGCUCCAGUUCCAGUCUCGAUCCCAGCUCCUGUCUAUCACAGCCACAGCACUCAGCAGGAACCCUCCCACCUGUUCACCCAGGCAUCGCCGGUUUAUCACCAGGCAGCUCAUGUCCAGACCCCUUCGGUCUACCAUCAGGCUGCCCAUGUGGAGACCCCUUCGGUCUACCAUCAGCCCGCUCAGGUGCAGAGCCCCUCGGUCUACCACCAACCUGCCCAUGUGGAGGCUCCCUCGGUUUACCACCAGCCCGCCCACUACAGUCACCAGCCCGCCGUCAUCCACUAUUCCCCCGCGGAGACCGUCUCCCACAUGACCUUCGAUGGUUUCGGUACCCACUACGGAUUCUAG
Messenger RNA from Drosophila takahashii, 638 nucleotides. RefSeq names its product pupal cuticle protein G1A. NCBI's taxonomy places the organism in Eukaryota, Metazoa, Arthropoda, Insecta, Diptera, Drosophilidae. The record is from RefSeq and is a predicted model, not a curated record.